Messenger RNA from Triticum aestivum (bread wheat), 4625 nucleotides. RefSeq lists its product as uncharacterized. NCBI's taxonomy places the organism in Eukaryota, Viridiplantae, Streptophyta, Magnoliopsida, Poales, Poaceae. Gene Ontology annotation, cellular component: membrane; Golgi apparatus. The transcript is spliced from 4 exons. The record is from RefSeq and is a predicted model, not a curated record. Gene Ontology annotation, biological process: intracellular zinc ion homeostasis; transmembrane transport; zinc ion transport. Gene Ontology annotation, molecular function: zinc ion transmembrane transporter activity. Bases 104 to 2455 code for a protein of 783 amino acids.
UGCUGUGAGGCCAUCUGAAAGGAGAGCAAGUCAAAAAAAGACAGGAGACCGGGUAGUCCACCGCCGCCCCUGACCACACUCUCCCCGAUCCGAUCCGCCGGCGAUGGCCGCCCCUCACCGUGCUUUCCCCGAUCCGCCGCCGAUGGCCGCCUUCCGCUCCGGCCGACACGCUGCCCACCUCCGCCUGGCCGUACCACCGCGGCUGGCCGCCCACCCCUCCUUCCGCUUCCCCACCACGCCGCUCCCCACCCCAUCCAAGACGCGCCUCCCCGCCGCCGGCGCCGUUUCUCCCUACGCCGCCGCGCUCCUGCGCAUCCUCGCGCUCCACUCCCUCUUCCUUCUCGCGCCCGCCGCCCGAGCGCUCCCCUCCCUGCCCCACCUCUUCCUGCUUCCGCCGCUCCUCGCCAUCAUCUCCGCCGUCGCCAUCCUCCUCAUCCCCUCCAAGAGCCAGCCCCACCCCUUCCCGGCGCUCCGCCACCUCUUCCGUCCCGCCCUCCUCCUAGCGGCGUCCCUUCUCCUCCGGCUCGCCUCCCUCCACCUCAUCACCGACCCCGGUCUCAUCGUCCUCGCAGAUUCCGCCGGUGCACUGCUCGCCCGCGCCCUCAACCGUCCCUCCCGCCGCCGCGUGAUCUCCGUCGCUGCCGCCUCCGUUUCGCUCGCGGCCGCAUCGCCUUCCCACUCCGUGCUUCUUCUCGCGCUCCCCUUUGCUUCCGGCCUCCUCUCCUCGGUCGAGCACUCUGUAUCUGCGCGACAUGUCACCCGCAGCCGCCACGCCCGUGCGGCCGUUUUUGCCCUCGCCGCCACCUUCCUCUCGGCGCCGGCACUUGCGGGCCUCUUCUUUCUUGGUGGCACUGACACCAGCGAUGGUGUCCCGAUUGGCCAGCUCUGGUGGCUGCUCCUUAAUGCCGCUGUCUUUGGCAUGGCCUUGGGGCGACGGCAAGCCUACGACAGCAGUAGCAGUAGCAGCAGACCAAGCAUGAAUUUUGCGAUGACCUUUGUGUGCACUAUUGUUCUGGAGCUGGUGUACUACCCAAAGCUGUCGUUGCCGGGCUUCUUAGUUUGUGGGUUCAUCUUGUGGAUCGCCAGCAGGGAGCUGACUCCUUCAGGAUAUGUUGAGCUUGGGAGCACUGACGAGUCGGUGUAUGAGGCUGUCAUGGGGCCAGUCCGGCAUAUCCUUAGUGAACGCAAGUCCAGGAAGAUUGCUGCUUUUCUGUUGAUCAACACAGCUUACAUGUUUGUUGAGUUUGCCAGCGGUUUCAUGAGUGAUAGCCUUGGGCUGCUCUCUGACGCUUGCCAUAUGUUGUUUGAUUGUGCUGCUCUGGCAAUUGGACUAUAUGCGUCGUACAUUGCGAGGCUGCCUGCAAAUGGAUUGUAUAACUAUGGAAGGGGCAGGUUCGAGGUGCUAUCUGGGUAUGUUAAUGCAGUGUUCUUGGUGCUUGUUGGCGCCCUGAUUGUGUUGGAGUCGUUUGAGAGGAUACUCGAGCCUCGGGAGAUAUCAACAAGUAGCCUUUUGGCAGUUUCUGUUGGUGGACUUUUCGUAAAUAUCAUUGGAUUGGUUUUCUUUCAUGAGGAGCACCAUCAUGCGCAUGGCGGUAGCUGCUCUCACUCCCAUUCACAUUCUCAUUCCCGUUCACAUGAUCAUGGUCAUGAAGAUCACCAUCAUGACCAUGUUCAUCAGAGUGCUGAUCACGAGAAGACAUGUUCUGGUCAUCAUGGAGACACAAAUAAGAGCCAUCAUCAUAAUCACCGACAUGAUAGUAACAAUGCAGAGAAUCAUCAUCAACAUAACCAUAGCUGUAGCCACAAGCAUGGUCACAAUGGCCAUAUGGAACAUCACCGGCAGGGUGUAGAUCAGGCUCAUCAAGAUUGUAGCAGCAUCAACGGUGAGCAAGGACUUCUAGAGAUUCCACUGAUAAAUGUGCACUCUCAUGGUGCAGAAUCUCAGUCUUGUAAUGGAGAACUGGAAUUGCGAGAAACCGGAAACCAUGCCAAGCCGGCAAGCCGGCGUCACAUUGACCAUAACAUGGAAGGUAUCUUCUUACAUGUCCUAGCUGACACAAUGGGAAGCGCCGGUGUUGUGAUCUCAACCCUACUAAUCAAGUACAAGGGAUGGCUAAUAGCAGAUCCCAUUUGCUCUGUAUUCAUUUCAAUAAUGAUUGUGGCUUCUGUCCUUCCAUUGUUGAGAAAUUCUGCUGAAAUUUUGUUGCAAAGAGUUCCAAGGAGCCAUGAGAAGGACUUCGAAGCAGCACUGGAUGAUGUUAAGAAGAUUAAUGGUGUGAUUGGAGUCCAUAAUGUUCAUUUAUGGAACUUGACAAACACUGAUAUUGUAGGCACUUUUCAUCUUCAUAUAUCAGCUGAAGCUGACAAGUCUGUUAUAAGAGAAAGUGCUUCACGGAUAUUUCAAGAAGCUGGGGUUCAAGAUCUGACUAUCCAGAUCGAAUGUGUCGAAAGAUAGCAGUUGUUGGUAUAGCAACACUUGUCGGUAGUGUGAUAGGAUUUUGGCACAGAGCAAAUAUAUCUGUAGUGCUUAAUUCAGGAGCCAUCCUUUAUGUAUCGCUGAAAGGAAAUUGCAUUAUUAAAAUACAGGCUCCAAUCACAUGAUGAUAAGCAGUUCAAGCUUAAACAAGCAGAUUAAUGAAGAAAACAAAGAGCACAAUGCCAGCAGAAAAGAAAGGAAACCAGAGAAUAACACAAGUUCAUUACAUGACCAUAUAUAACCAGUUCAAACUUGAGCAAGCAAAUGAAUGGAGAAAGCAAAUUAAGUAGCAAUACAACGAGAAGUGAAGCCUCUAAAUUAAAGAGGUACACUGAAUAGUGCAAGCGCGGCGUUGUUGGAGCAGGGCAACAGGAACCUUAGUUCAGCUCAGAUAUAAUCCGUGUGUAUCUUCGACAUCAGUCAAGGAAUUGUGUCCAUUUCAUGCGUCCUCUCUUAUUCAUCACCUGGUGCGUGCCUACAUAAUACGGGACCUUGUUGCUUGCAUCGUGUCUUUUGGCAAGGAGUAAAUUAUCCUUUUGGAGGGAAAAAGACUGAUGAAAGCAUACAGGAUAGUAUGCAAAAGGCAUUCCCUUCAGUUCUUGAAUCAGAGUACGGCAGUGAAGAACAAGAUGCUUUUUUGGUUGAUGAAUUGGUCUAUCGAGAGGAGAGGAUAUCUGGUGAUACGGCCCAGGAUAUGCUCCCAUGCUCCAGGUUAGUUUGGGGCGUUGGAUCUGGACUGUAGGAACAAGAUUAAGCAGGCUCAUGUCCUUCUAGCAAAUAUACAAAGACACCCUUGGUAAUUUAGUAUUUCAGGGAGAAGUGCGUACCUGUCCCUUCCUUGGUUCUGUCUGUUUCUCCAUCUCACUGUUUACCAGGGCAUGCGUGGAAUCACAUCCGGCAGCUGAGCUCGAUCUGUCGGUAAGAACAUGUUUGUCUGUGCCGGUCGCAGCGGUCAGAGCUCGAUCCUCGCCCUCCAAGUACAAUGUUGCUGCCAUUGGUAGUUCUCGACCAGCCCAGAGUUUUACUCCAUGCUUGCCCACGCUCCGUUCAUCGGAAAUGCAGCACAAAUGGGGCAGGAUGAAAAUGUACCAAGGGGGCGUAUUGAAAUUGAUUGGUCAACUGAUCCUGCCCCUUCAUGCAUAUCUGACGCACCUAAAGGCCCCGUAGCAGCGUAUCACCUGAAAGGCUGGAGCACCCGAUAUUUUCUCCUAUCGAGAGGCCGCGACCAUCAGGUUCCCUCUCUUUUGGUCUUGUAAGGAAUGCUCUAUUGGGGUGUUCCCAUAGUGAUCGAUGUGAUUGAAUCUUUCAAGUCCUUUUGAUCUGCAAAAUACUGUGAAUAUUGUGGAUUGAAUAUUUUAUAUGUUAAAGCUAUUUGUUAAUACAGUAGUUUUUUCUGAAUGCGCUCCAGGUUGGUUAAUCUUGACUAUUUCCGUGCCUAUAGCUUCAGAGUUUUUUCUUUUCCCUUUUGCCUUGCACAAUUUGUAUAACGUUGUGAAGUGCCAUGAUCUGAAACUUGCCAUACGAUGUGCCAUGCAGUUUUUCUAAGGACAUGAAGUUUGACGCUGUUAACGCGAUGCAGAUGUGUGCAGACAUGCUGAGAUGGAGAAUGAGUUCAGUGUGAACAUGAUCCUUGAGGCGAUCACGCUGACCUAUAGGCUAUAACAAUGCUGCAGUUGUUGCAAUCUUUAUUAUUAUUUUUGAACCUGAGUUGUUGCAAUCUUUGCUUAACGUCUAACAUUCAACGAGUUCACUUGGACAGGGUUUUGAGUUUGACCGCCCCCUGGCGACACGAGCCUGCCCUCCUCUGCGCCGCCCCUGGUGGCGAGCCCCGCCUCUGCUGCUGAGGCUGCCGCUGCAUCACUCCCUCUCCCUGCUCAUCUUUGUGCCUGCCAGUUGGUCGAGGAGGCAGCGGUAUGAGAUGUUAUCGCUGGUCUGUUGCCAAUUUACCAUGAACCAUCCUACUAGCGUAACGUAUUUAUGCAUUUAUCCAAGGAAUACUGUACCUUCCAGAUUUUCUCAUAUAUUUGUACCAUACGUACUUAUUUUAUUGCUGUGUUGUCAAAAUAGAUGAUCAUGUCAACGCAUGAAUUCAGUAACUGAUAUAACAGCUGCGGCCUCAUAAGCACAAGUACUGGUGCUCUGUUUUCUA